Cannabis sativa is the source of this 1564-nucleotide messenger RNA. Its product is annotated as E3 ubiquitin-protein ligase RHF2A. NCBI's taxonomy places the organism in Eukaryota, Viridiplantae, Streptophyta, Magnoliopsida, Rosales, Cannabaceae. Gene Ontology annotation, molecular function: ubiquitin-protein transferase activity. Bases 42 to 1175 code for a protein of 377 amino acids. The record is from RefSeq and is a predicted model, not a curated record. The transcript has 9 exons.
AUACACACAUUUUAAUCAUUUUUUUUAUUGAGGUUCAGGAGAUGGAAGUAGGAAAGAAUGUUGAGAGUCAUUUGACAUCACCUGCUGCAUUUGUUGAUGGGGGAGUACAAGAUCCCUGUGAGGACACUUGCAGCAUAUGCCUGGAGGAAUUUUGCGAAAGUGAACCGUCCUCGGUGACUAUUUGCAAGCACGAGUUUCACCUCCAGUGCAUUCUUGAAUGGUGCCAGAGAAGUUCCCAGUGUCCCAUGUGUUGGCAACCCAUUAGCUUGAAAGAUCCCGACAGUCAAGAAUUACUUGAGGCAGUAGAACGAGAGAGAAACUUCAGAGCCGCUCCAUCAAGAAAUGGCACUAUAUUUCAUCAUCCCACCCUUGGUGAUUUUGAGUUGCAGCAUUUACCUGUUGGUGCAAAUGAUGCUGAACUUGAAGAGAGAAUAAUCCAGCACUUGGCUGCUGCUGCUGCGAUGGGAAGGGCCCGCCACAUUCGUAGAAGGGAAAGCCAGAGGGGUCGAUCAUCUUCUCAUGGUCGUCCGCAAUACUUGGUGUUUUCCACUCAUCCUAGCAUACCUUCUUCUGGUUCUGCUUUAGAAGAGGACCCGGAACCAACUGCAGUUUCAGUAGCUAUUCCAUCUACCCCUCUUCAAUCUGGUCGAGAUGAACAUUCACCGCAGAAUCCACACUUACCUUAUGCUCAAACUGAUCAAAAUUCUUCUUCAGCAUCUGGAUCCAAUUUACUUCCAACAAAUCGUCAAGGAAUUUCGCUUAUGAACCGUCAUUCCUCACUACCAAAUCAAGAUGGAGCAGGACCAUCAGAACUCCAGUCAUUUUCUGAUUCUCUGAAAUCAAAAUUCAAUGCUAUGUCAAUGAGAUACAAAGAAUCAUUUUCAAAGAGCACAAGAGGGUGGAAAGAGAGGCUGUUCUCUCGAGGAAAUUCUAUAUCCGAUGUUGGUUCGGAAGUUCGAAGUGAAGUAAAUGCAGGAAUUGCUAACAUCUCUAGGAUGAUGGAGCGUCUUGAAACCAGAGAAAAUGAUUCAACCGGUCAAGGUGCUGUUGCUACUAACUUGGCCAACCGUUCUAAUACAGAAACCAACCGGAGCAAUGCAGACACUCGUGGAGAAAGCUUGAUGAAUGAAAGCAACACACCAGCUAGUUGUGCUGCAAGUUCGACUUCCCGUUGAGCUGUUAAAUUGUUUCAGCAAGAGCAUCUAUUCUCAGCAUUUCAAAUUUUUAAGGUGAACACUUUUCUCCAAACAUGUCAUGCUGAGGAUGAGAUGCUUUUUGCACCAGUAAUAUUUUCAGGUACCAGUUAGUGAAUGAUGAUUAUGAUUUGUUGUUAUCCCAAAUAAGAGAGCAAGUGGGGAGAGAAUAGCUUCCCCAUCUGGACAUUGACUUAUAAACACAGAGUAUAUGUAUGUAAAUUUGUUUAUAUAUAUACACACAUAUUAACCCAUAAUUCAGUGGGGGAAUAUGUCUGGAUUCUCAGAUGAUGGGAUUUAAUGAUGCUGAAUGUUAAGGGUAAAGUUUGAAGCUUUAUGGAAUCCCUUUAAUGAAAUAGUUUCAACAACAA